Messenger RNA from Chiloscyllium plagiosum (whitespotted bambooshark), 735 nucleotides. NCBI's taxonomy places the organism in Eukaryota, Metazoa, Chordata, Chondrichthyes, Orectolobiformes, Hemiscylliidae. The record is from RefSeq and is a predicted model, not a curated record.
UCAAAGAGUAUAUAACGAGUGUAACUCUGUGCUCAAACUGCAGAUCCACCUGAAGGUGCUGAGAGUCAGUCAGUGCGUUCACCAGGGAUCUGAGAGAACACCAAGAUGCCGAGAAUCUUCUUCACUGUGUCUGUCCUUUUUGGGCAUCAAAUUGCUGCACGGGAUCCAGAGCAGGAGGUGAUUGACCUCUGUAAGGGUGUUGACUGUGUCGGGCCAGAUCAAGUCAUCCAGGACAAGAAUUAUGAUGAGGUGACAUACAUAAACUUACAAUAUGUUGAGGCAGAGGUUCAUGGAACGGAUUUGGAGCAAGUAGUGGAGCUCGGUCUGGACAAACUGUUCAAGUAUUCACGUUUUGGCAAUGCUGAAGAAACAAUAGUUCCUAUCACUGCACCUUGGGUACUCACUGGAUGCUUGGUAAAUGGAACAUUUCCACAGAGAUUCAAUGUAUGUGUGACCAUUGUAUUGCAAGCUGAUUGGCUGCAAUACAAUCUGAGGGAUUUUCCAGCCUUCCCUGUACAGGCAAGUGAGAUUCAGCAAGACCUGGACAAUAUCUGGGAUUGGGCUGACAGGUGGACUAUUCCCAACAAAACUGAUGGGAAACAAUAUGAAGAACUGGUCCUUGAUUUCAUGAAAGACUUGGAAGAAGACAAGAGAAUACUUAAUGGGAAAUUUAUUAUUGGUUGGUAUAAGAAAGGUAGACGAGCACAAAUAGCUUUCGAAAAGGAAUUGCAAUGA